AUGGUACAAGAGGAAGCAUCUGAAUCUGACAAAGAUUCCAAUCAAAUUGCCGCAGCAGCAUCCCCCCAAAACGUGGAGCUUGCUCUAACAUCCGACCAUGACAGAGCAUCAAGGACUGAGACACCGGAACUGACGUCAUUGGCCAAGGUAAUAGUACUGGCAUUCUGUAUGUGCAACACAUUCCUCAGUGUCGGUUUUGCCGUCGGUCUUGGAGUCGUGUUUGUCGAAAUCCUCGAUGUCUUCGACGCCAGCCGUACACAGACUUCACUGAUGCAGUCCUUGUGUUUCGGCCUUAUAUUUACAGGAGCUCUAGUAUGCGGACCAAUAGUCGCUAAGAUUGGCCCAGGAAACUCUGUGGUAUUGGGUGGUAUAUUAUCCAUGGCUGGAUGCGUUGGAGCUACGUUUGCCCCGGGCGUGAAUGUUCUCAUCGUCACAGUAGGAGUUAUAACAGGCAUCGGGCACUGCUUCUCCUAUCUCUCGUCCUUCGUAGCAGUGGGUCGAGUCCUGACAGUGAGGAAGGGGAUGGGUGUGUCCCUCAUCACCGCCACUUCUAACCUUGGAGCGUUCGUGUACCCUCAACUCAACAGACUGGCUCUCGACGAAUACGGAUGGAGGAGCACCUUCCUCCUCUUAGCAGGCCUGAACUUCCAUUUGUGCAUUUCGGGACUGAUACUCCGUUGCCUUACUAAACCUAUAUACAAAACCAAGUCUGAAAAAGAUCCGAAGAAAAAAUCUUUGGUUCAGGAGCUGCAUCUUCAUCUGUUUAAGAAUGGACCGUUCGUGAUCGUCCUGCUUCUUCAGCUCCCAAUCUGGUGUUUUUACACUGGGGAAAUCGUCUUCAUCGUGGACGUUGCUGAAACCAGGGGCUACGACCUGGAAGCUGCAUCCUUCCUCCUCUCUGCCCUCACUGUGGCCUACGUACCCGGGAAUCUGGUGGGCGGGAUGCUGCAUACAGUGUUUAAAAUACCCGGGCUCAUCUCGUGUUCCAUGGCCCUGGUUAUAUGCGGGCUGCUUAGCAUUACCUUUGUGUACUUCAGUUCAUACGCGGUGAUGAUGACGCUGGCGGUUGGCCAUGGAUUUCUACUGGCGGUUGUGGAAGUAUCUGCUCCCAUCAUUGUGGAGCAAAUGACUGAUCCAGCAUCCUAUUCCGCUGCAUUAUCCUAUCUGUUCGGAAUCACUGGUUUCGCCGACAUAUCAAGUGGACCUGCCAGUGGCGCCAUCAGGGACGUGACAGGGAACUACCUGCUGAUGUUUUACCUGGCUGGAGGAUUUGCGAUGCUGAUGGCGCUUGUCUGCAUUUGUCUGGAAAUAUGGAUGCGGAGAAAAAGGAUGGCGCCGGCUGAAACUACAAUUUCCAUAGAAACUGUUGAUUCUUACUUAUGA
Haliotis rubra (blacklip abalone) is the source of this 1383-nucleotide messenger RNA. RefSeq names its product monocarboxylate transporter 6-like. The record is from RefSeq and is a predicted model, not a curated record. Gene Ontology annotation, biological process: transmembrane transport. Bases 1 to 1383 code for a protein of 460 amino acids. The transcript has 5 exons. Gene Ontology annotation, molecular function: monocarboxylic acid transmembrane transporter activity. Lineage: Eukaryota; Metazoa; Mollusca; Gastropoda; Lepetellida; Haliotidae.